Messenger RNA from Pelagomonas calceolata, 5835 nucleotides. The record is from the annotation of a GenBank genome assembly. Lineage: Eukaryota; Pelagophyceae; Pelagomonadales; Pelagomonadaceae.
GGUCCUAGCUCACCAGCCAAAGGCUGGGCCAACCUAACUGCGAGAGUGUUUUAUAGCAAAUUGUGUUUACACCGUAGUGCAAUGUACACCCGAUGUAUAGACUCAAAUUUAGAGAGAGCCUGAGGGAGACUCGCCGCCCGGGCCGGAUGUGUGAAGCUUGCCGUCGGUGUCCCGUAAACUUAUACCUUUGGGUAAGUCCAUAUAUGACUGCUUUGAAUCAAGAUCGGACUGAAUAAAUGCUUGCGGAAUAUCGGAGUGCUUGAUCGGGAGUCCAACACAACCUGCAGGAAAUAAGUAGGGUGCGGUGGUAUACCGACCCUCUGCAACGGUGUGAGUGAGUUUGGCGUAAGUGACUCCCCGUGUAAUACUAGCACUAAGAAUGAAUGUGGUGUAAACCUUCCGAGUCAUUACCGUGACGUCAAGGUGGGACUAAGUAGGAGAGUAAGAGGGGCCUAGUGUAGUACUAGGGGGUAUAUUCUUCGCAAUAACCUAGCAAGAGCCUGCAAGUGACUAUGUCGCAGCGUUAUGUAAGGUAGCAAGGUCCUAGCUCACCAGCCACUGGCAAAGGCUGGGCCAACCUAACUGCGAGAGUGUUUUAUAGCAAAUUGUAUUUCACCGUAGUGCAAUGUACACCCGAUGUAUAGACUCAAAUUUAGAGAGCCUGAGUGGGAGAUACAUAUCUAGGGUUCAAGUUAAUCCAGGGUAGGAAGGGCUAGUAGGUUUCUCUCUCUAGUAUCUACGGUACCCUACGGCCCUUAAGGUACCGAAGCCCACCAGCCGUCACGGCAAGGCAGACAGCCUAAGGUGAAUAUGCUCAUAUCUAAAAAAGGCCUCGCAUCCGGGCCAAAAUGACCGUGACCGGCAUGGCGGCCCAAUGAAUUACCACCAGCAGAACGUGUAUGGGCACCAAUGACGUCGCAGCUGCGGAGAGCACCCGUAUCCUCAUAAUGCUGCGGAUAGCAGCCGACUCUCGGCGCAAGCCGCCACGCCCCCUCCCGUGCCGCCGAGUCCAAGCUAUAUAUCGACUGGUGGUCUCUGGCCCGGGGUUGCUGUGGCCUCAACGUAGCGUCCUCGCCCAAACUCGUUCGUGGUGAGUUUCCAGGUCGUGUUCGGGACGCAAAACCGUGCACAAACUCGCUUGUCGUUGGUAAUGGCCGCGCACUCAAGCCGCAUCGUAUACUCGAAGCAGGUACGCACUCGGGUAUACUCCGCUUUUCCGCCUAGUAAAUACGCACCUCGCGCCGAGAUCCAAGUGUGAGGCGAUACCGCCCGCGUACGCCGAAAAUCGUGUGGAGCGGAAAUUCGGAAAUUCACCUCCGAUUCGGCCCGGGUUCGGGACCUUGCCGCGGCAAAAGAAGUCGGCCCUAGGUUUUCACGGCCGGUCGCCAGUCGAUUCAGGUUUAAAGUUCCGCAGUAGUAGGUAGAAGCUACCACGGUACUACAAGCUGGUAGAGCCCCGGGUAUCUAUUGGGGCAAUCUAAUUAUUGAAUUAUAUAAGUAAUAAUCCAGCGCGGUCGAGAGAUGUUGACCAAAUUUGAAUCCAAAAGUAAUCGAGUGAAAGGACUAGCAUUUCAUCCUCAGAGACCAUGGAUCUUGACAAGUUUGCACAAUGGAGUAAUACAACUCUGGGACUAUCGUAUGGGUACGCUGCUCGAGAGAUUCGAUGAGCACGACGGCCCUGUCAGAGGCAUCGAUUUUCACCAUGUUCAGCCAUUAUUAGUCAGUGGUGGUGAUGAUUAUCGCAUCAAAGUCUGGGAUUAUAAACUCAGAAGAUGUCUGUUCACUUUGCUUGGGCAUUUGGAUUAUAUUCGCACUGUCAAUUUCCAUGGCGAAUAUCCCUGGGUAGUUUCUGCGAGUGACGAUCAAACAAUCCGUAUCUGGAACUGGCAAAGUCGAUCAUGUGUCAGCGUACUGACGGGACACAACCAUUAUGUGAUGUGUGCUUCAUUUCAUCCCCAAGAUGACCUUAUCGUCUCGGCAUCCUUAGAUCAGACUGUCCGGGUCUGGGACAUUACUGGUCUCAGAAAGAAAACUGUACGGGGCCCCCCCGUGGCAAUCGGAACCCAUAUCACCUCAUCAUCAUUACAAGAACUUGGCGCCAGUAGCACUAGUGCAAGUAGCGUUGUCUCGAGAGUCAAUGCCGACCUUUUUGGAGGAAAUGACGCCAUUGUCAAGUAUGUCUUGGAAGGGCAUGAUCGUGGCGUGAACUGGGCAUCGUUUCACCCAACACUACCGUUGGUGAUUAGUGGUGCAGAUGAUAGACAAGUAAAGCUAUGGCGCAUGAAUGAGACAAAGGCCUGGGAAGUUGAUACCAUGCGCGGCCAUAGUAAUAACGUGUCUUGUGUUGUUUUCCAUCCAAAGCAUGAGUUAAUAGUGUCAAACUCUGAAGAUCGUUCUAUCCGAGUCUGGGACAUAUCAAAACGACUUGGUGUGCAAACAUUUCGACGUGAAAAUGAUCGAUUCUGGAUUCUUGCAGCUCACCCCGUGCAAAACUUGUUAGCUGCUGGACAUGAUUCUGGGAUGAUUGUUUUCAAACUUGAACGUGAAAGGCCGGCAUUUGGCUCCCAUCUGGAUACUCUGUUCUAUGUGAAAGAUCGAUAUCUCCGUAUUCAUGAAUAUAGCACCCGCCGAGACUUGCCAAUGCUAUCAUUACGUCGCCCCACCGGCCACGCGCAGAAUGGAGUAUGCGCUGGACCUCGAUCUUUGGAGUAUAAUACAAUGAACCCAUCCGAACACAACGUAAUACUUUUCUCUCAACAGGAUGGUGGGUCUUUCGAGUUGCUUGUUUUCCCUGGUGAUGUAAUUGCCUCAAAUCAACAGGGCGAAAGUUCAGACCUCAAGCGGGGAUUGGCUUUAUCUGCUGUCUUCCUCUCUCGAAAUCGUUUUGCGGUCCUAGACAAAAAUCGCCAGGUACUGUUAAUUAGCCCGUCUCCUUCCUUUGACCAAAUCUGUCAUAGAUAAUCAUCAAGGAUCUCAACAAUGAGAAAAGAAAAAGUGUCCCUCCCCCUAAUCCCAGCACUGAUUGCAUGUUCUUUGCUGGAACAUCAGGCCGCCUUCUUUUGCGUACAGAUGACAGAGUCAUGCUCUUUGAGCCUCAAUCGAGAAGGGUUCUUGCUGAAUUGCAAGUUGCACGAAUCAAGUACGUAAUAUGGAAUCAAGACUGUAGCAGGGUUGCACUUCUGAGCAAACACGGUGCGUUGUCUUUAGUCUCACAUAGUCUAAUGAUCUUAAAUCAAGGUAUAACUAUUGCCUCUCGAGAUCUCGAGCAGCUGUGUAGUGUGACUGAAACUGUUCGCGUUAAAGGUGGAGGUUGGGACGAUCGUAUUUUUCUCUAUACCACCUUAAACCAUGUGAAGUAUUGUCUGACCAAUGGGGAUACGGGUAUUAUUCGCACUCUUGAUGUCCCAGUAUACAUAACCAGAGCAAAUCAGAAACAGCUCUACUGUCUUGAUCGCGAGUUGAAGCAUUGCAUUCUUUCUGUUGAUAAUACAGAGGCCGUAUUUAAGCUAGCCCUGGAGGAUAAAAACUAUCUGGAGGUUAUGAACAUGAUCAAGCACUCAAAGCUGUGCGGCAAAGCAAUAAUUGUUUACUUACAAGAGAAAGGAUAUCCUGAAGUGGCCUUGCACUUUGUUGAUGACCUACAAACUCGAUUCAAAUUAGCACUUGCUUGUGGAAAUAUUGAAGUGGCCAUGAACACUGCCUACGAAAUUGGUGAUGAUGAAUGUUGGCACAGGCUUGGUAUGGAGGCACUUCGACAAGGCAAUCACCAGGUGGUUGAAAUGUCAUAUCAACGUACGAAGAAUUUCGAGCGGCUUUCUUUUCUCUAUCUAUUGACUGGGAAUAUCGAGAAACUUCGUAAGAUGUUGAAGAUUGCAGAGAUGCGUAGGGAUAUUAUGGGGCGCUUUCACAACUCAUUAUUUCUUGGUGAUGCCACUGAACGCACUCGAGUUCUAGAAGAGGCCGGUCAGUCUCCUCUUGCUUAUGUGACAGCAGUCUCGCAUGGGAUGCUGGAGGAAGCAGGGCGAAUCAAAGAGCUGCUGCAAAGUGCGGGCCGCCCCAUCCCAAUUGUAUUGCACAAUUCACAGCUCAUGCAACCUCCGACUCCAAUCUUACGAUCUGAUAAUUGGCCUCUACUCGCGAUACCAAAGAGCACUUUUCGGAACUCAUAUGAGGACCAAAGCGAACACGGUGACACCGUCGAUCACACCAGUUCCCCGGGAUGGGAUGCCGACCUUGAUCUAGACGAACACGACGUCAAAGUUGAUGAAGUGGAGGCGGAAUCCGACGAGGUAGGGGGAUGGGGCGAGGAUCUAGACAUCGAUGAUGCGGCCAACGAGGAUGCCGAUUAUGCAAGCUCGAAUCUCAAGGCUGAUGAGGCAGUAUCUCGCACAUAUAUAGUCCCGGUUGCUGGAAUUUGUCCCGAAAACCGUUGGUGCAAGAACUCUGCACAUGCUGCUGAUCAUGCUGCGGCUGGGUCUUUUGGAUCAUCAAUGAAUUAUCUCAAUCGCCAAAUAUCAAUCGUCAAUUUUAGUCCUAUGCGGGGACGUUUUUUGGUCUUACACGCUGCCUCUAAAUCCUCGGUACCUGGCUUGCCCCUUUCCUCAUCAUAUGAGAUUGCAAUGCUGCGUGAUGGCAACGUGGCUAAUGGUAGCUGCUUCCCUAGAAUAGCAAAUUCAAUGCCCCAACUUAUCGAUGCUCUUAGGAAUUCUUACCGGCUGUUCCAGAAAGGCAAUUUUCAAGCUUCCCGGGAAAGAUUUCAUCACAUAUUGCGGUGUAUCCCUCUGAUAAUAGCAGAAAGCCGAUCACAUGCCAAUGAGGUUGGUUUCUCCUCUAUCCUAUUUUCCUUUCCACUCGUGUGCCUUGUUAUCUAAAAUUGGGGGCUUAGGUGAGAGAGCUGAUGGACAUAACCCGCGAAUAUGUCACUGCAAUCCGUCUAAAACAUGCAAAUGCGAUCGAAAAAGGUGUCCGUCAAAUGGAAUUAUCCGCCUAUUUCACGCACUGCAAUCUACAGCCGGCUCAUCUUGCUCUUGCUCUUAAUUUGGCCAUGACGCAAGCAUACAAAGGAGGGAACUUUAUCACGGCAGCUUCAUUUGCGCGUCGCCUGCUAGAUUUACCAGACUCUUCGGCGCAGGGAAAGUCAGAAUUACACAACAAAGCGCAAACCGUCCUUCAGAAGAGCGAGCAAAAGGCACGAAAUGAGUUCAAACUAAAUUAUGAUGAACGAAAUCCUUUUGAGAUCAAUUGUAAAAGCCUUGACCCUAUUUAUCGAGGAAGUCAGCUUGAACGAUGCUCAUUUUGUAAAUCUGCUUACACAAACAGCAUGAAAGGCCAUAUUUGCAGUACAUGCAAUAUCGCCUUGAUUGGCAUUGAGACCCUUGGGCUUGUAACUCAGACACAAGUGAAAGGACACUAUAAUUAAGCAAAAUCCGAAGAAAAAAUAGCCGGUGCCCAUGACCAAACCAUUGCGGUAACUCGAAGGCCCAAGUGUAGUACUUAUUACUGCGUUCUCACAACACCGUUGCAGAACUGCACCUUAGGCAAUUAGACAGCACUGCACCGGAGGUAUCCUCCCUACUUCUUAAUACUAGCCUGAGUAUACAAAUACCCGCAUGUACGGGGGCGGAUGAUGAUAUAAGUUGACUCGGAGUGCUUUUUCAAAGUUCAAGUUUACACCACUUUUUCGAUUUUAGAGGUCGAAUAAGCCCAUAGGACAAUCAACCUCUAAUCAAAAAAGUGGUGUAAAAAAGACACAUCAACAAAAUUAUGACGUCACCGAUAUAUCCCGCCCCGACCUUACAAAAUGUAGAUUUUAGAAUUUUAAAAUUAUAUUUAUGA